This is a messenger RNA of Cannabis sativa, 3378 nucleotides long. RefSeq lists its product as uncharacterized. The record is from RefSeq and is a predicted model, not a curated record. NCBI's taxonomy places the organism in Eukaryota, Viridiplantae, Streptophyta, Magnoliopsida, Rosales, Cannabaceae. Gene Ontology annotation, molecular function: catalytic activity. The transcript is spliced from 4 exons. Bases 1 to 3360 code for a protein of 1119 amino acids.
AUGGAUGUUACUAAGCCUUUGAAAAGAGGACGAAUGAUUUCUUUGGGCCAUGUUAAAGACAAGUUCUGGGUUGAUUUUCGAUAUGAGAGGCUUCCUGAAUACUGUAUGGAAUGUGGGAUAAUUGGUCAUCCAUAUAACAAGUGUUCCAUUUUUCUUGAGAAACUAGAUAAUGGUGAAGAACCUGCCUUGGAAUACCAGCCCUUUAUUAAAGGUUCGGCCCUGCCUACUUCUUCAUAUGAUCGUUAUCGAACGGAUUUCGCCAAGGGAGAUACUUGGCCUUUGCUGACACGACUUGCUAAGAAGAGUCUCACUGCAACUGUCCCUCAACUUCACCUGCGUGGUCAUCCACAACCAAGGCAAUUACAUACAGGAGAGUCUUCUCAUGCUAAUGAACAUGAUAAUCUGAAUUCUCAUGUUCCUAACCUUACUGUCCAGACUCCAAUUGUGAAACCACCAACUAUUUAUCUAUCAUCCAUUUAUAUGCCUUUUACUACCAUUCCUCCAACCUGCAAUGCCUUUGCCACAUACCCCCCUACAUGCCAAUCUACUAAUUUUCCCAACAAGCAAAUAAUGGUCACUUCUGCACUCACACCACUAUUGUCUACUUCCAUUACACAUCCUGCCACUACAGUCAUUAAUUUUUCUGGGAAGGAAAACUCUUGUCCGAAUGUUCAAACUAAACAUCAGAAUGACAGCCUUUCUCUCCGACAAACACUCAAAAGAUGCAGAGGGAAUAUUGUUAAUGAUCUUGAAUCAACCUUGUCAGUUGAUGAGAAUGAGCACCUUCAAGUUUCCACUGAUUUCAUGGAUUCGGCAGCCACGAAAAUCGUUAGUUGGAAUGCUCGUGGUUUGGGGAACCAGAAAGCUAUUCGUAAGCUUCGUUUGCUUGUUAAAGAGCAAACCCCCACUGUACUUUUUAUUAUGGAAACUAAAUUAGCUUGUAACUCUAUUGCUCGUCUUCGUAGUCUUUUAAAUUUUAAUAAUGGUCUAGAAGUCCCUAGAGUUGGUCUUAGUGGUGGUUUGAUGUUAUUAUGGAAAGAUGAUGUUGAUGUAUCCUUAAACAAUUUCAAUGUUAAUGUUUUUGAUUGUUACAUGGCUUUCCACAAUGGUCCUUGCUGGCACUUUACAGCCUUUUAUGGUGCCCCUACCCUUACUAACCGAAGACACACUUGGACUCUUCUUAAAAGAUUGAAAGACAUUGCUCCUUUACUUCCUGGGAUGGUCAUAGGGGAUUUUAACAAAAUCCUUUAUAGUCAUAACAAGCAAGGGGGGAAUUUAAGAAGUGCUAAUCAAAUGGAUGAAUUCAGAUCGGUUUUGGACUCAUGUCAAUUGAAUGAGCAACAAUUUAAUGGGGAUCCUUUCACUUGGAUUAAGGGAAGACAUAAUGUGGAUACUAUUAAGGAGCGCUUAGAUUGGUGUUUUACCAAUAAUUCAUGGACUUCUCAUUUUCAACCUAUAGUUACUUCUCAUUUGGACUACUAUUCCUCGGAUCACAGAGCCAUAGCUGUUAAUGUCAUUGUUAUUGGAAGUAUUUCUGGUUUUAUGCAAAAUUUAUCUACUUGUACUGAAGCUUUACAGCAGUGGCACUAUCAGAAAUUUGGACAAAUGAAGAGAGAUAUCUCUCACAUGCAGAAGUCUGUUGCUGCACUAAAUAAUGCAGCAGUAAGAUCGCAAUCUCAUGUCUCUCAGCUUAAAAAUUCUGAGGCAAUUCUUGAUGAGUUGCUUGCAAAUGAAGAGGAAUAUUGGCAUCAAAGGUCUAGAGUGGAUUGGUUACAAUGUGGUGAUCAAAAUACCAAAUUUUUUCAUGCUCAUGCUUCAUCAAGGAGGGCAAAAAAUUCUAUCAAAACAUUAACCAAUGAUCAUGGAAUCUCAGUCAGUGGCAAAUCUGAUCUAACCAGAGUUAUAUGUAAUUAUUAUGACUCUUUAUUUGCUUCGGAGGGAGUCAAUCCAGAUGCACUCCUCACUGUGCUUGAUGCUAUUCCUGCCACCAUCACUCCAGCAAUGAACCAAUCUCUCACCCGACCCUUCACCAGUGAUGAGAUAGUUGCAGCUUUACAAUCCAUGAGCCCAGAUAAGAGCCCGGGAAGUGAUGGAAUGUCGGCGAUGUUCUAUCAAAAUUAUUGGAACAUUGUUGGUGAUUCUGUCACUGAAAUUGUUCUUGGAGUUUUGAAUGAAGGUACUGACAUGUCUCAACUUAAUAAGUCAAUAAUCACUUUAAUUCCUAAAGUCCCUAAUCCUACUGGUAUGAGUGAUUAUAGACCUAUAAGUUUGUGUAAUGUCAUUUACAAGCUCAUAUCAAAGACAAUUGUUCUCCGAUUUCAAAAAGUAUUACCGUUUGUUAUAUCAGAGACGCAAUCAGCUUUUUUAUCAAACAGACUUAUAACUGAUAAUAUUCUGGUCGCUUUUGAGCUUGUUCAUCAUCUUCGGCAUAAAACUCAAGGAAAGGUUGGUUAUGCUGCUCUCAAAUUAGACAUGAGCAAAGCUUUCGAUAGAGUGGAAUGGAAGUACCUGGAAGCUGUAAUGUUGCAAAUGGGAUUUGCCUCUCAAUGGGUUACUCUUAUCAUGAAUUGCAUCACUACAAGUUCAUUUUCAUUCUCACUCAAUGGAGAAGUUGUAGGACAUGUUCAACCUCAUCGUGGUUUGCGACAAGGCGAUCCCCUCUCACCAUAUUUGUUCCUUAUAUGCUCUGAAGGACUCUCAAGGCUGCUACACUAUGAAGAGACUAUUGGGAAUUUGGAUGGAUUACGCUUAACAAGGAACUCCCCUGCUGUGUCACAUCUCCUCUUUGCUGAUGAUAGUUUGUUGUUUUGUCGAGCAAAUGACCAAUCGGCUGUUGCUAUUCAAAGAACGCUUGACAUUUAUCAUAGGGCCUCGGGCCAGGUUCUAAAUAACAACAAAUCAACAAUGUCAUUCUCUCCCAACACUCCAAUGGCUGCCCAACAUUUUUUUGCUCAAACACUUAAUAUGCCCAUCACAGAAUGUCAUGAACGAUACUUGGGACUCCCUUCUUACUCUGGAAGAGAUAAACAAGAGCUUUUUAGUAAUAUUAAGGAAAAAGUUUGGAAGCUUCUUUAUGCUUGGAAUGAGCAAAUUUUCUCAGCUGGGGGAAAAGAGGUCUUGCUUAAAGCGGUGGUACAAUCCAUUCCGACCUAUGCUAUGAGUUGUUUUAAACUCACAAAGAAAUUUUGCAAUCAAUUGGAGAGCAUGAUGGCUAACUUUUGGUGGGGUACUAAUCAAAAUGGCACUAAAAUCCAUUGGAAAAGGUGGAAUUCUCUAUGCAAAUCAAAGCAUGAAGGGGGCAUGGGAUUUAAAUCUUUUGUUCAUUUCAACCAAGCACUCUUGGCCAAACAAGCUUGGUGAAUUUUUAACAUGCCGGAU